Messenger RNA from Daphnia pulex (common water flea), 1646 nucleotides. Its product is annotated as putative inorganic phosphate cotransporter. The transcript has 7 exons. The coding region runs from base 30 to 1451 and encodes 473 amino acids. Lineage: Eukaryota; Metazoa; Arthropoda; Branchiopoda; Diplostraca; Daphniidae. Gene Ontology annotation, biological process: transmembrane transport; monoatomic anion transport. Gene Ontology annotation, cellular component: plasma membrane. Gene Ontology annotation, molecular function: transmembrane transporter activity. The record is from RefSeq and is a predicted model, not a curated record.
GUGAAUUCAAAAGAUUCUUUAGAGAGAAAAUGUUGGAAGGUAUUCCAGCCCGUUACGCGGUGGCCUUUGUGGCUUUUCUCAAUUUCUUUUACGUGUACAUGAUCCGCUUGAAUGUCAACAUUGUCAUCGUGGCCAUGGUCAAUUAUACGGCCAUUCCGCACACCAACGUCACGACGGCUCAGGAAUGCGGCCAACCAGAAGAGGAACAAGCCGCUUAUCCUGACGCUGACCAGCAGGAUGAUGGAGAGUUUGUGUGGGACGAGAAGAUCCAAUCGCUCGUGUCUGUUUCCUUCUUUUGGGGCUACAUCGUCACCCAGCUGAUCGGAGGGAGGAUAGCCGAGAAAUUCGGUACCAAAUACAUGUUCGCCGGUGCGCAAAUGACAGCUGGCCUCGUCACGGUUUGCCUCCCCAUUUUGGCCAGGUCUGGAACUGAAUUUUUCAUAGCUGGGAGAAUUCUGCUCGGAUUGGCACAGGGGGUGAUUGUCCCAUCCAUUCAGCCAUUGGUAGCAAAAUGGGCCCCAACGGGGGAGAGGAGCAGCAUCACCACUUUUAUAUUUUCAGGGGCUCAGGUGGGGACAGUUCUCGGCAUCACUUGCAGCGGGCUCAUUGCAGAUUCCCUGGGCUGGGAGGCUGUGUUUUACAUCCAAGGGUCCCUGGCUGUGGUUGUGGUUGCUGCCUGGCUCCAUGUGGUUUACGAUUCACCUGAACUGCACCCAAGAAUUUCUGCAAAGGAAAGGGAAUACAUAAAAAGUUCAACUUUCACACCAGCCAACAAGGCAUUGGCAGUGCCCUGGAAGUCCAUUGCAACUUCGGUCCCCUGCUGGGCCCUGUUGGUGUCCACUCUUGGAAACAACUGGGCAUUUUAUAUGUUGAUUACCCAACUGCCCAUUUACAUGAAGACCAUUCUCCACUUUGACAUGAAAAGCAACGCGUUGCUGUCGGCUCUCCCCUAUUUGGUCAUGUGGAUCUUGAGUCUCUUGGUGGCCCAAUUCGCCGAUUUAACGGCCCGAAAAGGUUGGGCCUCGACCAAUGUCAUUCGAAAAACGGCCAACUCUGUCGCUAAACUGGGCCCGGCUCUCUGUUUAUUGAUGGUCUCAUUUACUGGCUGCGAUCGCCUGUCAACUCUGAUUCUCCUGGUCCUGGCCGUCGGUCUCCAAGGUGCCGUUUUCAGCGGUUUUCUCAUCAACCAUUUGGACAUGGCGCCGAAUUUCUCAGGGACAAUCUACGGAAUAAUUAGCGGUUUGGCUUCCGUUAACAGUUGGCUAGCGCCUCUGGUGGUUGCUUCAUUGACGGAAGCCCAGCAAACUCUGAGUCAAUGGCGGAUCGCUUUCCUUCUGUGCUCUUCCAUAUUGGUCAUCGACGCCUUCGUCUUCCUCCUGUUCGGCUCCACCGAGCGCCAGCCCUGGGACAAAGAAGAAAUUCAACAAACUGAACCAACAGAAUUAAACUAAGAAACUUUCCCUUGUGUAUAGUUUUCAGACUGUAUACACAUUCAAAUAUACACACAGGUGUCAAACCGUUGGGAGUUUUGUUGGAAAAAAAUGGUCCGAAUGGAAAGGUGAAAAGAGAAAAUGCGGAUGAAAGUAGAGAAGAGGGGAGAAGGGCUCUAAUAACUUACCACCAGAGGCUCUUUUUUCCUUUGCUCU